This is a messenger RNA of Micropterus salmoides (largemouth bass), 4102 nucleotides long. RefSeq names its product structural maintenance of chromosomes 6 (gene smc6). The coding region runs from base 126 to 3419 and encodes 1097 amino acids. NCBI's taxonomy places the organism in Eukaryota, Metazoa, Chordata, Actinopteri, Centrarchiformes, Centrarchidae. Gene Ontology annotation, biological process: double-strand break repair via homologous recombination. Gene Ontology annotation, cellular component: site of double-strand break; nucleus; Smc5-Smc6 complex. The transcript is spliced from 27 exons. Gene Ontology annotation, molecular function: damaged DNA binding; single-stranded DNA binding. The record is from RefSeq and is a predicted model, not a curated record.
UGUUUGGAAGUUAAGCGACACCCAAAACUGUCACUGCUGCUGAAGUUCAGUUCAGUCCGACCAGGAAGUCUUUAAACGGCGCAGUGUUUUCCCAUGACCAUGUUAUUUUUGCAGGCUGCACACACAUGCGAUCGCACUACGUGACUUGUUUCAAAAUGAGUAAAAGGAAAGGCAAGGUGAUCAGUGAUGCGACAGCUGUCAAGAGCCGCAGACUGACAGCUGUGGGUAUCGAAGAUUCAUCAGAUAUUUUAAAACAUCAGAGACCGUCUUCCAGCAGCUUCUCUCACUCUGCCACAGGAGAUAUUGGCCUCAUCGAAAGUGUCACUCUAAAGAAUUUCAUGUGUCACCAUUUGCUCGGUCCGUUCCAGUUUGGGCCCAAUGUGAAUUUCAUCGUCGGCAACAAUGGAAGCGGAAAAAGUGCCAUCCUGACUGCUUUGAUUGUAGGCCUCGGUGGAAAGGCCACUGUCACCAACAGAGGAGUGUCACUGAAGGAUUUUGUGAAGAGUGGUGAAAGUACUGCAGAUAUAACCAUAAAGCUGAAAAACAGAGGACCAGAUGCUUAUAAAAGGGAUGUCUACGGCGACUGUAUCUCCAUUGAGCACAGGAUAUCUUGCGAUGGAUGUCGGACCUGCAGACUGAAGAGCAAGUCAGGUCAACUUAUCUCAACCAAAAAGGAGGAAUUGACGGCCAUUUUGGACCACUUCAACAUCCAGCUGGAUAACCCAGUGUCCAUUCUCAACCAAGAAAUGAGUAAACAGUUCCUGCAUUCAAAAAAUGAAUCGGACAAGUAUAAGUUCUUCAUGAAGGCAACUCUGUUGGAACAGAUGAAGAGGGAUUACAUUCACAUCAAGCACACUAAAACAGUCACGCGACAGCAGGUUGAGAGACAAGAGGAGUGUAUCAAGGACCUGAAGCAAGAGUUUCUACAGAAGAAAGAGAGGUACGAACAGUUGUCGUCCUUCAGUGACAUGAAGGUGGAUUUGGAGAAUCUGAAGAAAACAAUGGCAUGGUGUUUGGUCAGAGAGAAGGAGCAGUUCAUACAGCAGUUGAAGGAAGACAUUGAAAAGGAAGAGAAUAAUUACAAACAUCAGGACAACCUUCAGCUCUGUCAGACUAAGCUCAUACAAGUAGAAAAGAAGCUUCAGUGCAUCAAAAGCAGAAUUGAUUGUCUGAGAGAGGAACAUGAGUCUCUCUCAAAGGACAGUCUCAUGUUGAAAGAGCAAGUGAAGGUCAAUAGCAAAGCUCACAAGGAACAGGAGGUUGUUUAUUUUAGGGCACUGAAUAAGCUCAAACAGUCAGAGCAGGAGCAAGACCUUCUUCAGGAGAAAAUUAACAAGGCAAAAACAAGUGUAAUGUUAAACAAUGACGGAGAGACAGAAUAUACAAAACAGCAGAAGAAAAUAUCCAGUCUGAAAGAGCAGCUUGCAGAGCUUGAGAAAACGUCCUCACAGCUGAAUCAAGAGAUCAAGAACAAACAUCAGGCACUUUUCAAAGGAAAGGAAGAACAGGACAAGCUGAGAUUGGAGGAAAGAAAUAUCCAGGUUUUGUACGCAUCCAAGCUGAAGAGGAAGAAUCAGCUUCUUGCCAGUCGAACGAACAAACUGAAGCGGUUUGGAGACCAUGUUCCUGACCUGCUGAAUUCGAUUACUGAAGCGUAUGCCACAGGACGCUUUCUCAAGAGACCUAUUGGUCCAAUAGGUGUGUGUAUCAGUUUGAAAGAUCCCACUUUGGCUGUAGCCGUGGAGUGCUGUCUGCGGAGCUUCAUGAAGGCUUUCUGCUGUGACAACUAUAAGGAUGAGGCUGUCCUUCAGGAGCUGAUGUCUCACUACUAUCCAAAGGGCAACAGGCCGCAGAUCAUUGUCAGCCCUUACUCUGAAAAAGUUUACAACAUUCAUGGACGGAAAGCAUAUCAUCCAGAAUACCCAUCUGUGUUGGACAUAAUCACAGCAUCAAGCCCAGUCAUCAUCAACUGCCUGAUUGAUAUGAGGGGGAUAGAAUCAAUACUGAUCAUAAAAGAAAAAGACAAAGCAAGGAGGGUCAUGCAGCAUGGCCGGCCACCUAAGAACUGCCGUGAAGCCUUCACUCUUGAAGGAGAUCAAGUGUAUCCAAACCGCUAUUACACCUCUGACUUCAGCAUGGCCAAAUAUCUCGGUGGGGAUCUCGAGACUGAAAUAAGUCUGUUGGAGUCAGACCUGGAGAAUCACCAGGCUCAGCUGUCCAGGUUUCAGCUCCAUGUGACCUCUGUGACUGAGGACAUCGUGAGCAUGGAGAAGAAGCUGAACAGUACCAUCAUGACCCUAAAGAAGACUCUGGCAUCUGUGAAUCAAGUCAAGGCAACAAUAACUGAGCUGGAGACUGCUGGUGAAGAGCAAAUUGAUGACAUCAGCUCCUUGGAAGAAGUCGCCCAAGAGAACCAACAGAAAAUCGAGGGAGAAAAGCAAACUGUUCAUAAAGAAAAGAUAGAGCUCGACAAGCACCGGAAAAUAGCAGAGGAUAUAGAGUCUGAGUACUCUUCUGUUAAAGAACGGAUUGAUCAGCUUCCUGAGGACAUGGAGCCAUUAAAGGAUGAGCAACUGAAGCUGGAGGUUGAGUCCAUGAGACAUGAACGAAACCUUAAGGUUUUAGAAAACAAACUGAAAGCUCAUGAAGACAACAUCCAAGCAAUGAAAAGUGACCUUGACCAAAGAGAAGACGAGUUACAGGAAUAUGUGGCCAAAGCCACAGAGAUCAGUCCUGAGCGGCAGCAGGUGACUGGCAGCACCAAGAGCAUUGACGCAGAAAUCACUCGGUUGAAGAAGAAAAUCAAGGUGUUCGAGACCAGCCACGGCGAGCAGGAGCAGGUGGUCAGGGAGUACGCUGAGGCCCUCGCUCUCUACAGACACAAAACCAACCAAGUGAGAGAUCUGCGUAGGUUCAUCGAUCGACUCGAUAACAUCAUGUCAGACAGGCAGAACAGAUACAAAGUAAUGCGUAGGUCCCUCUCUGUCAGAUGCAAAUUAUACUUCAAUAACUUUCUGAUCAAGUUGAACUGCUGUGGCUCGAUGAUUUUUGAUCACAACAACGAGACACUCUCAAUCUCGGUAAAGCCUCCGGGCAGGGAGGAUGAUGGUGUGAGUGACAUGAGGUCGCUGUCUGGUGGCGAACGUUCCUUCUCCACUGUUUGCUUCAUGCUCUCCCUGUGGGAGAUCACCGAAUCACCAUUCAGAUGCCUCGAUGAGUUUGACGUCUACAUGGAUAUGCACAAUCGUAGAAUCUCUCUGGAUCUCCUGCUGGAGCUGUCAGAGCGGCAGCACCUCCGACAGUUUGUCUUCAUUACUCCCCUCACCACCAGCAAUCUACCCAAAACCAGCCUCAUCAAAAUCCACCAGCUUCAGGAUCCGGAACGAGUCCGGAGUGAAACGGGGGAUGAAGACGUUUGAAAUGAGCUCCAGUGACAACAAAAGGAAUGUUUAUGUGCAUAGUCAGUGUAUAUUUCUGUUUUACUGUAUGUGUGUGUUGCCAGGAGGCGUGUUAUUGUUGUUUUUCACUCUAAAGCCUGUUUCUGGACUUGUCAGUAAGACCGGGGACUUUUAAGGAUGUUGAUUGGUUUGUCAGAUGAAGAUUUUUUCGAUCUGUUUAAGUGUAAAGGGCAGUACUGCAUCAAGGGGCUGUUAGCUAGUCUCCUUUUCUUCAUAUUAGUAUUCUGAGUAUUUAUCAUCCAUUGUACACAUUUUAGACAUCUCAGUAACUAAGAUUAUCUCCAGUUCUGGUCAAACAAAUAUAAUCAUUUAACAGAUUGAGUUCCCAGCUUAAUAAACGAGUGCUUGUGAAGAAUGCAGAUCUUCAAAACAAAAAAAUUGUACAUUGAAAGUUUUUGUUACAGUUUUACAGUGCUAUUUUUAUGUAGUUUACCUCAGGAGUCUGGUACCAGAGAAGACUCUACUGGACCCAGGACUCUACUUUACCUGUCAGUGUUAAUAUUUUUACAGUUGAAAAUAUUUGGACUCUGUAAAUACAUAUGCACAUUAUUGUUUGGUUGAAAAUGCUCAUCUAGCAGUAGUUAACUGCAGUGUAGAAUCAUAAACGUUGUGACAAUAAACUACGAGAAGAAAUUGUGGAUAUU